AUGACUGACGCUCUGUCCCCACCUGCCGACUCUGACCGUCGCUUCUCUAGUCGACGCGUGUCGCCGGAAGACUUGUCGUUGAACGAUUCUCUGCCUUUCUUCACUUUCUGCUCUGUCAGGGGCCACAACUCAUUCUCUGCCAGUGGUUGCGCCGUGUGUCCCUCCAAGUUUGAGCCUCACGAUCAGCUUCGACUGCUUUCGAUCUGCUACCACGCAUUCCAUGCUCGAUACAUCGACGCGUGGCUGACAUCCAAUAAGACGUGUCCUCUAUGUCGAUCUCCGAUAUUCGCGACCGAAGCAGAUUUUAUGAAGGCCAUACUCACGUCAAUGAACGCUGGCGAUAGCUUCCGAAUCGAGCUCGGUUCUGUUGUCUUCGACAGCGUUAAUCUCCUCACAUGCGCUAUCGUUCCGGAGCUCCGACAGGUUUUUCACUGGAAGCAUUCUCCGCAAUGGAGCUGCUAG
This is a messenger RNA of Vitis vinifera (wine grape), 462 nucleotides long. Its product is annotated as E3 ubiquitin-protein ligase ATL4-like. The transcript is spliced from 2 exons. The record is from RefSeq and is a predicted model, not a curated record. NCBI's taxonomy places the organism in Eukaryota, Viridiplantae, Streptophyta, Magnoliopsida, Vitales, Vitaceae. The coding region runs from base 1 to 462 and encodes 153 amino acids.